CCCAGGCCAGAGCCUCUUGCUAAAAAGCCGAUUGUUGUUGUGGAGCCACAUGAUUGAAACGCAUGGUGACAAUUUCAAGCUUUUGCAGCUUCUCGUCUUCAGACUGUAAACCUCACAGCCAGUCAGACACAGCUACAGGAUCAUCUUUGUUUCUAUCCUCUCUGAGAGGACCAACAGAUAUGGAAAGGUACAUUUAACAACUUUAAAAUUAUUUGAAAUGUCUUGAGCGUUCUUUAAACUUCUGAUUUGUUUUAGACAAAACGUGGUGUGGAUCUUGGUUUUCCUGGUCCUUCUGUUCUCGGGUGUGGCAGAGACCACAGACCCUUUAACAGAUUUAGGUAAGAAAUUCUUCAUAUCUCUUUUGUACUCAUACUGGCAUCACAAAUUCAACAACAUCUCUUGUUUCGAGCAGAAAAUCUGGCUGGGAAGCUGGUGUUCUAUCAGAUGGAUGGAAAUGCCACUUAUGUGAGGGACACAGGAGAGCUGGCUUCAGAUGUUCCCACUGAGACCAUGUUUGAGCUCUUCGAUCCACAGAUGAAUUUCAGCAUGGCAAAGUUCACCUACACCUGGGACCUUGGGAACGGGUACGAGGCCUUGUCUUAUUGAAAACAUAAAGAAAAUUGUGGACGACUUUUCACACAUUCUUUGGUCUGUGAUACAGUGAGGUGAUCCAAGGGACUGAGCCGGUCGUGCGAUAUCUCUACCCUGUCUCCGGCAACUACACACUGCGGCUCAAAGUGGGAGUAAAUUUGAACAAGUCUGAACCUCAGAUCACUGAUGUUUACUCCAUGGAUGUUCAAGUGCUUGGUAUGUACUUUCAGAUUAUUCAUCACUUUACAAGAUACAAUAUCUUAUAACUGCUGUUUAGAUUGUGAAAAUAUAACAGGAGACUGUCAGCAGAUGUCCAAUACUAAAUAGGCAAUAAUUGAUUUAUAUGAAAAUAUACUCUGUUUUUUCUCCAGUUGAAGUUCUGCUAAAUUUAUCCUAGAAAGUGAUUAAAUUUGUAAUAUUCAAAAUAAUUUUGUAGAUGCCAUCAAAAACAUCGAGCUGAAGGGGCCUCCAGAUUACGAGGUGUCCCAGAACACCAGUCUGGCUGUCCAUGUGGAUGGGAGGUAAGCUCCAAGUGUGUCAUUUUUAGGGUUUAAAUCUGAAACAAGUUAAUUUGACUGCAGAGAGGCAGGCUUGCACAAAAAUGUGUUUUGUAAAUGCCAGAUAAAAAUGUAUGCUGAUAAAGCAGGUGAAUUUGUGUUAAAUGUUAAAUUAUCUUGUCUCAGUUUUUCCUAUCUUAUUCUGGCCACUUAAAAAAACAUGGUAGGGUUUUGACUCUAAGGCAUAUGGAGGGAAACAUACAAUCAAAGUAAGGAGGUCCUAUCACAAACAUCCAUCAGUACAUAAAUUUUCUUAAACUCACUAGCAUGGAUUAUCUUAAUUUACAGAUUCUGCAUAAAAAAUAAAAAAAUCUGUUGGUGUGGGAUUGUUUUUAGGUGUUCUGCAUUUGGUUUGUAGUUUAAAUAGUUCUGCCCACUAACAUGUCAGAGUAACAGCCAUCAGCCAUAAUGCAAUUCAAGGACCAUUCUAUAGUCAUCUAUAUCUAUUUCGCUUUAUUUAAGGGAUUUUGUAUAGUGAGCCCAUCUUUCCCAUGCCAUCUCUUUUUUUGGUGAUUAAAUUUUAGAUACUUGCUUAAGAUUAGAUUUUUUUACAGAGUCAGUGAAAGAGCUGUAUCACUGCAACUGCAUGUAAUAACAAACUGCCCAAAUUGCUAGCCAGACAACAAAAUAUUGCAACCAACAAAGAAGCAAGUCUUGGCCAGGAGUCCCACAGUUCAAAUACUGACCAUCACUCUCAGGAGCUGCUUUACUACCAACAUCUGAUAGAUAAAGUGCUAAUGUGAUUGUAUGUUUUUGUCUUAAGUCCUCCCAUGUGGGUUUGCUGGCGUUUCUUGCCCAACUGUGUACCUGACAUAUCAGAGGGCUGCACGCUGACCAUGCUGUAUGAAAACACCCUGAGACUGAACCACACCUUCACCUCCGCCGGGAUCCACUGCCUGGACAUCAGUGUCCACAAUGACAUCAGCAAGCUGCAGAGCUCCUUCAGCAUCUACGUCAAGAGAAGUUGUAAGAUAGGGCGCACAUACAUACACAAACGCACACACAUGCAUUCACACUUACUGGCUUUUGAGACAAAAAGAUCAACAUGGAAAACACAAGAAGACAACUUAUCAGGGAAACAAAUGACGGAGAGUUAUACAGUAGAAGAAUUCUUCAUAGCAAAUUGUCUAGUAUUGAUUAUUCUGUAUAGCAUAACAUAAUUUCACUGGUUGUGAAAGCGUUACAAAACCAAGAGAAAUUCUCCCCAAAAACAUUGUCAUUUCGAUUUAUUUCCGCUCUUUACAACUUGCCACGGUGUCAUGUGUCUGAAUCAAAUUGCCAACCAAAUUCAUAUAAACUUAACUCUGUAAUCUGUCCGUAAUCAUAAUGCAAUGGCACAGGAGCUGACAGCAAGGCUUAAAGACAAUGAGAGGGACCAGUUUUGCGUACAUGCUAGGUAUAUCACUCCUGUCAUUACAUCACCAAAGGACUCCAAUGAAAUUACCUGGUGGACGGCAGGUUUUCUCAGAGUGGGUAACGGAAACAUGCAGAGGCUUCCUUGCUUCUUUUUUACUCUCAGGGUUGUCAGGCUGAAAGUUGACUAGAUCUGUAAAUAAGGACAAAUGUGUUUUUCUCAUUCAAGACCUUGGAACUACUUAUUGCUAUUAUGAGUUAUUAUUUUAUUCUGUGUAUUCCUAUUACUCAUCACUCAAGGAGCCCUUUACCUAUUAUUUGAAUUUUAAUAUACAAUAUUGCAUAAAUUAUUAUGAUUUAUUCUUUAAUUCAUCAUUCUUUUAUGAUCUGACUCAAAAUAAAUAAAUUCACCCUUAUUUUACCUCUAGUUAUCUACUGUAUAUGAACCACACUGUCUGGAUCAAUUAAAACUGAAUCUGCCAAGCUUUGAUGACUCAUCAGUUUUCAAAAAGAAUACCUUCAACCCUCGAGUUUUUCCAAAGUUCAACGUAAACUAGGGGGAAAAGCUGCUCUGUGUCAUGAGGUGUUUCUGAUCUAAAUCUCACCAUGAGCAAUUUAUCUGCUUUAGUUCCACAGACAGAGAGCAAGAAAGGAAUGCAGCUAGAGAGCGACUCAACCUUGCAGCAGCUGACUGCUGUGUUCAAUCAGUUUGACGCUGUCGUGGUCAAACUGAAAGUCAUAAUAGACUGCUUUUAAAGUCAGCUGGUAUCCAGCUUUUUGAGGGAAAGUGCAUCUUUAGAUAGACCGUGACUGCUGUUGCUUACUGUGUUCACACCUUACAUACAGUACUUGUAAAGCAACAAACACAAGCGUACGUCUCUGAAAACUGAACACUUUACCAUUCAAAUAUCUAUGAAAGACAAAGGUGAAUAUUUAUAAAACUGAAUAGAGAUGCAUCAAAUUGGGAUGUUUUAUGCUAAUAAAUAAAUGAUGUAUUUCUUCUCUGUUUCUUACAGACAACACUCAUCUUUUCUUCAUACUGUCUUGUGCUGCCAUACUCGUUGCAACUUUCACCUUCAUCACAGUCAUCGCUUGCCGUCCUCGGCAUGUCAACAAAUCACAGGUACAGAAGACUGUGAAUGUAAAUGUAAAUGUAAAAUUAAUAAGUCGGUAUAUAAUAUCAUAUCAUAUCUCAGUAUAAGUAUGUAUUGACUCUGUGUUGAGGAGUGAUGUAAGCUCUGUUUCAUGCCCUAUACUAUACUGUUUAGUGUCAAACUUGGUUCAAGCAUGCUGUGUUAACUUAAUAAUGAAUCACGUGUGAUGUAUGUUUACAUACGCAGAGUUACAGUAUUAAAGAUUAACAUACAGAGCAUUCAUGGUUGUAUUGUAAUUCACUUUAAGACCACAAGGAGGCCAUGUGUGUCCAGAAAUAAGGGAUACUUAGUCAACUCACUGUAAUAGUGCAUGCUACAAAAAGUACUUGAACAAAAAUACAGUAUAUUUGACUCUUUUUUUCCGGGCAUGUGGGAUUUUUUUUCAGGUCGCUGCCUCCAGUAAUGCUGUAUUCCUGAAGGACCAAGAGUCUGAAGGUCAGAGCAAGAUCCUCUUUAAAUUCUCCACUGAGAAGAAAGAAGAGAAAGAACCUCUCCUUGUGCAGUACGGGACUCAGUACUCCUCUUAAUGGUUUGAUGUCCAGCAGGCUGUGGAGGCUUGGUAGAGGAAAAUACACAUUUAUGAUGUUAAAGGAGAGUAACUGUUUGCAUAUCACCUUUUUGUAGAUGUGUAACUAAAUACCUGAAUCAUCAACAAAAUAUUGAGAUUUGAUUAAUUUGGCUGCAUUAAUAGUGCCAGCAUGUGUUUAGUAUCGGGAUAUCAACAGUUUAUGGUAUUGUUUCUUCCAUAUCAUGGUUUGGUCAUUAAUUUUCAGAUAGGUGGGUCGAAGGCCUUUGAGAUUUUCUUCACACUAAUGACGAUCAAUGAAUGUGUCACAGAGGAUAGUCUGACAUUCAAAUGUUCUCAUAAUAAAUUAAAAGCACAACUGCAGCUCAUGUUUAAGCAAUGACUUUAUAUUAGGCAAGCUGUGAAUGGAUCUGGUCACUUAUUAAUUUAUGUUAAUGUGAGCCUAGUUUUGUUUUACUUUAGGAAGGGAGUGUGUUUUUUCUAUGUAUUUCAUCUUUUGGUUCUGAAUCUAAGUACAUUAAGCUUUGUGGUAGAGAUUGGAUUAAAGGUUUUGCUUGAUUUUGCUGUCAAACAGUGUUGUUUAUCCUAAGAAUACUGAUAGCUACUACUGUUUUUCCUAUUUGUAUAUAUUUAUUUGCUUACAUUGUUUUCUAUGCAAUGUGUAAUUUAGCUGGAAGAAAUCACAGUAUUUAGUUUAGAGUAAUUAAAAUGAAAC
Messenger RNA from Xyrichtys novacula (pearly razorfish), 4896 nucleotides. The record is from the annotation of a GenBank genome assembly. NCBI's taxonomy places the organism in Eukaryota, Metazoa, Chordata, Actinopteri, Labriformes, Labridae.